Messenger RNA from Zasmidium cellare ATCC 36951, 1746 nucleotides. RefSeq lists its product as uncharacterized. The transcript has 2 exons. The record is from RefSeq and is a predicted model, not a curated record. The coding region runs from base 1 to 1746 and encodes 581 amino acids. Gene Ontology annotation, biological process: protein import into peroxisome membrane. Gene Ontology annotation, cellular component: peroxisomal membrane. NCBI's taxonomy places the organism in Eukaryota, Fungi, Ascomycota, Dothideomycetes, Mycosphaerellales, Mycosphaerellaceae. Gene Ontology annotation, molecular function: protein-macromolecule adaptor activity.
AUGAUUGCGGCAACUCGUCGUUGGCUGCGACGCAAUCGGAACAGUCUACUCAUAGGAGCUGGCGUUAUCGGCGCCGGCUACUUCGCGACCCAGUAUGUGCUGGGUAAGAUCCAGGAGGCGCGGCAGCGCAUGCGCGAGGAAAAGAUUGCGAAGGAGAACCUCCGGCGACGAUUCGAACAGAACCAGGACGAUUGCACGUAUACGGUGCUUGCACUCCUACCGACGGUUCGAGACGAGAUCAUAGGCGCGUUGCCAGUCGAGCAGAUCACCGACCAGCUGCAGCAAGAGAGGCAGGAGAGGUUGAAGCGAUUAGGGGCUUCUGAGGCAGCGUCGUCUGAAUACCCGUCCGCCCCGCCCAGCGCUACCGACGACGAUGGCAGGAGUCUGGCCAGUCUGCAGAGCAGCAGUUACGUUCAUGCCAGCCAGGUCGCCCACAGCACUCUGGAUAUCGGCGAACAAUCACCCCGCCCGAAACGCAGCAAGGCACAAUUAUGGCAGGAUAUGAAGAUUCACUCCAUCGCUCGCGCGCUCACGCUCAUCUACACGCUGUCGCUACUGACGUUGCUCACGCGCAUCCAGUUAAACCUCCUCGGCCGCAGGACCUACCUCUCGUCCGUCGUCGCUCUCGCUUCCCCGCCUCCGCCCACCCAGUCCUCCACGAUCUCGCUAGAAAACCGGGACGACGACAACUACGACAAUGUCUACGGCAAUGAAUUUGAGACAAACCGUAAAUACCUCACAUUCAGCUGGUGGUUGUUGCACAGAGGAAGCAAGCACCUCAUGCAGCGCGUAAUGUCGGCAGUAAAGGAUGUCUUUGGAGGAGUGAAUAUUAGGGAGGACAUUACCUUGGAGAGAUUGGCAGACUUGAUUAUGCAAGUGCGGAGGAAGGUUGAAGGUGCUACCGAGGAAGAGCGAAGGAGGAUGAAAUGGCUCGAAUAUCUACUACCGCCGAGAGAAGAGGAGACAUUCGUGAUUCGACAGGCCGGUAUGUCUGAGAGCGAUGAAUCACCGUCGCCGGAUACACAACCUGCAGAUCCAAUGGACGAAGACGAGAUGAUCAGCGAAUCUCUCCGACGGCUGCUCGACGAGACUUCUGACUUGGUCGAUUCACCCACCUUCUCAUACGUCUUGACCCGCCUGCUCGACUCAUCGUUUUCACACUUAAUCGAUUAUCGAGUAGCAGUCGAGGCAUACAAGACAUCAGGUCCAGCUGCACCCACGUUCGAAGAAAGGAUAACCGAGAUCCCGGAUACGAAAUGCAAGGUCGCCCACAUCCUCCCCGUAUUCUGCAAGCAGGCGCAUGUCAUUGCACAGAGCAGUGGAGAGCUUGAUGCAAUCACAGGGGAAGCCGCACAAGAGAACGAGUACCUGGCCGCAAUGAAUCAAGUCCCAGAUCUGCAGUCGUUCGCUGCCGUCAUAUACUCGAGUAACUUUGAGUACGAAAUGCCCGAGGCCGUACCUGAGGACGUGUAUGCCCAAAGAGGAGGACAAGUCUCUAACUCUUCGAACAGCCCAGACUCAAUUGCUCAGGAGAUAGCCGACUCGCCGCCGAAAGAAGUACCAGCGGAGAGUGUGCUAGAAGAGAGCGAGGUGCUGGUGCUCAACGAAGCUCAAGAGGAGGAUGCACAAACUCCAGCAAAAGCCGGACCAGCCAGUGACUUUGAGGCCGCGCGGGAGAAGGCUACGUCGUCUGUAGAUGGGGAAGACAAGCCGGCGGAUGACCAAGGACAUAUAAAACUUGCAUAA